ACACAUUUUUUAAAUUCUGACAGCGAGGAUUGGCCGACGUACAAGAGGGAGCUUCGCCUGAGUGAUAGUACUACCGACCCUGGAAGGAUUUCUGGUGUCCCGGUUAUAGAUCGUUCCAACCCACAGGACGUGUUUCAGGCUAUCUUGCAACAGGUGACCGCUACCAGCACCGAACGCUCUUUCACCAACGUACUCCAGCACCUACUGAACAUUAAACCUGGCAAUGAGGCACUCAGCGAGUCUAUCUGGCAAGCCGUGGAGAAGCUUGUAUCUAAAGCAGCAGCUGUGGCCUCAGAAGAGGACGCCCACAAGCUGGUAACCUGCUCUUUCAGGGACACAGAGACUAAAGACAAACGCGGAGAGCAUCGAGAAAGCAGUACAGAUAUCCCUGCACACAACAAUACAGUAUCACCGGGGACUUUACUUUCGUCAUCGUCAACAUCUUUGGGGGUGAUUUCAUCUUCAUCUAAACCACCUCAAGCUCCUCCUUUACCUCCAGCAAUCAUGUCCGGAGCCCCUCAGCCCCCACCACCACCCCCUGUCCCAGGGAUCGCAUGGGGCCCUCCUCCCCCACCCCCGCCACCUAAUGUGCCGCUACCAACGAUGACUGUCCCAGACUUACCACAGUUCCAUGUGCCCAGACCUAGGUCCAGAAUGAAGACCCUCCAGUGGCAGAAGAUUCCGGUGAAUAACGUCGUCGGCAAGUCCAAUAUUUGGACCAUCAUUGGACAUUUGGAUAAAAAAUACGAAAUGGAUUACGAGCGAAUGGACGAACUGUUUAGUCUAACUAACGAAAACAGCCCAAAACGAUCAAAGAUAAUCCAUAUUCCUGUAACCACAUGUCCACAGGUCAACCUACUGGACGGAAAGCGGAGCCUGAACGUGAGCAUCUUCCUCAAACAGUUCAAGUUGAGCCAUCAGGAGAUCGUGCAGCUGAUCCGAGAAGGUCGUUGUGAUAAGUUCGGGGCCGAGCGGUUGAAGAGUUUGUUGAAGUUGUUGCCAUCUCAGGAGGAGAUCGAUGCAAUCAAUGCUUAUACCGGAGACAGGGACAAACUGGGAAUUGCAGAGAAAUUCUUUAUUUGUAUUAUGAAGCUUCCUAAUUACCGCAUGAGGAUAGAGGGUCUGCUGAUGAUGGAAGAGUUUAACAUCAACAUGGAGUGGAUCCGACCAUCUAUAGAGUUUGUUAUACAGGCAGCAAGAGAUAUCCAGGCCAGUCAAUCUUUGAAAGAGCUCAUUUAUUUAAUUCUUAUUUCUGGGAACUACCUCAACUCUGGAAACUAUGCAGGAAACGCUGCAGGUUUCAAGCUGUCCUCAUUGUUGAAACUGACAGAAAUACGAGCAAAUAAACCAGGGAUGAAUCUCAUGCACUACGUAGCCCAAGAAGCAGAAGAAAAAAAUCCAAAACUUCUGAAGUUUCCACAAGAGAUGAAAUGUUUAAAAGAUGCUGCUCAAGUGUCUGUGGAGUCUCUAACUACUGACAUCAACAACAUUGCUGGAAAAGUUAGAGCCAUCACAGAGCAGAUUGUUUGCGCUGGAGCAGAUUUUCAGCAACAGAUGGCAUUCUUCUUGAAGGAAGCAAACUUUGAAGUUGUGGAGCUGGAACAAGAUCUGAAAGACAUAGAGAAGAUCAGGGUUGAAUUGGCUACAUUCUUCUGUGAGGACGUGAAGUCUUUCAAGUUGGAGGAAUGCUUCAAAAUUAUGCAGACAUUCUGUGAACGGCUACAGAAAGCCACCGAGGAAAAUAUUCAAAGACGAAUUCAAGAAGCUAGGGCAGAGAAAAGAAAAAUAUCUAGAGACAUGGAAAUGGAGCAGCGUCGGCAUUCAAGGGAUAAUGCAGAACUUCUAGAUCAAAGUAUGGAAGUUAAGGAUGGAUCUCUUGUGAAUAAGCUACUGGCAGAUGUCCGUAGUGGAUAUUCUUCCAGUAGACUGAAUGACGGAAACUUCUCUGUAACCAGAAUGAGCAAAGUAAGUCUUAGCCCAGCUGACAAAUCCAGCAGCCUGUUAGACAUUACGGAUGGACGCACCAGGCAGCAGAGGCUAUCUGUUGGAAGUUCUGUGGAAGAUCUCUUCUCCUCGUCUGAUUCUCUUGCUCAGAAAGGCAACAGAAGAAGCUAUGCUUUUGGUGAUGAUGAAUCUUUGCUCAAUUUCCUCAAAGACACUUCUGAUUCACCCUCUGACCUCGACAAAGAGUCUCGGUUUGAAAGGUACUCCAGUCUGCGAAAAAAGCGCAUGGAAAGAACUGGACGAAAAAGCAGUACUGUCGACGCAUAUGAAUUUGGGCGUGAACGAUCUUCGUUGACAAACCUAACAGAUGUCGGCAUAUCAUCCACACCAAUCAGCUCCACAAUUGCCGGUGUUAAAAUGAGACAAUCAUCUAGUGCCAAGAAUGACAGACCAAAGUCGGAAGUAUUUUCUGACGAUACAACUGAUAAUUAUCCUCUUCGUCGUAGUCAGAGCUUCUUGGACAGAUCUUCUCUGGACAGAAGACAACACUUGAAAGAUGAUGAUGAUGACGAAUCUGAGGCUUUAAUUAGACGUUUAAAACAAAAACUGGGUAGAGCUAGUGGUCGAGAAACACCCUCCAUUAGUGAAGAGGCUGGUGACUUGGCAGGGAAGGAAAUUUCAAACUCUUCACCUGCAGACUCAACUCCUUCGACAAGAAGACAUUCCAGGUGGAGAAGUGGCAUCGAUGUUUCAGAAAACAGUUCUCCAUCAACAAGAAUGAGCAAAUACAGCUUUAGUAUGGAGAAUAUAACAGGGAGUAAUUCUGACAAAACGUCUGUCAUACAAAAUGUUGAGAAUAGUCUCCCUUCUGAAAUGUCCACAAAUUCCCAACCCAACUCUGACCUUGCUCAAAAUCAAUCAUUUUCUGUUUCAAUGAGGAAGCAGAUUAGCAGCGUUUUUGGCACAGACAUUGAUGGUAUACUAAAGACAAUAGAAGACACAGGUCGACAAAUUGACACAGUAGGUGUCACUGGUCCCAUGAAAAGAAACCCAGAACCCACUGUCAGUAACAGUUCAGCUCAGCCACAAGUUGCUGUAGUUGCCCAUGUUAUGGCCUCAAACAAUCCAUCCAGCCCAAUCAUUGACAGUGAUCUCAAAGGGAAUAAGGGCAGCAAAAAAGCUGGUUCUACUGCUACUGUUAGACCCACACGGAUUAUGAGUGAUUCCAGAAAAGACAUUAAAAGAGUAAAUAACACAAGCAAUGGUAUCAACAGGACUCGAUCAGGCAACUUUAUACGACGCUCUGCUUCUGUUCCAAGAACUCCACCACCACCCCAAGUUCGCUUGUGUAAAAGCACAAUGAGAAGUGAGAAUGAAAAGUCUGGAAAUACUAGCACAAACAACAAAAAGGAAGUUGCUAAAACUGGCAAAGUUGAAGCAAGAAACAAAAUGAAAGACAAUGGUAACAAGACACAUAAUGGAAGUCGAGCAGCACAAGACAGCAGUACCAAGUCAGGUGACACAAAUAUGACCAAUGAACUGGUCAACCUCAGAGUUCAGAAGUGCCCAGAAACAUUGAAUAUUGAUUCCACAAACACUUCAACAGAAACCCUUCAAGCAAUUUCUCCAGUUCUUCAGCCACACAGCCUCUUAGACAAUUCAGCAGAUGACAGUGAGUCCUCAGUGGCAGCUAUUGCCAAGUGGAGGAUGAAGAGAGCUCAACAGAGAAGAAGUAUGGGUGACAUUAUUGAUGAAACUGACAACUCAGUCAGUUUGAACUAUCCUGCCAAUAGCUUGAGAAAUGAUGCAGGAUCAAGGUUCAGCUUUGCCAGCUACAAUGACAAUGAUGAAGGGUUUGAGACUUCUUCAGGCACAAUGUCCCAGCGGACUUCUAUGAAUAGUGUUCUGGAGGCUGAUAUUCAGAACAAUGUUGCUUUGUCACGGUUGGCAGGCAUUGCCAAACAAAACAGUCCUGACUCUCCUAGUUCUGAUAUAUUAAGUGAUGUUUGCUCAGAUAAUGUUUUCUCUCCAGAUAGUGAACAGGGAACAUCAGGGACAGACACAAUUCCCUCUGCAUCAUCCACCAAAUCCUCAACAUCUGUGAAACAAAAAGAAGCUUCAACUGUGAGGAAGCCAGCAAAGACAGUGCCAAGUUACAUGCAGCCCACAAGCAGUUCAGCCAGCAGACCUGCUAGAACUAGAGUCUCCUCUACCACAAGUGGCGACUCUACAGCUUCAGUCCCUGUGAUCAAACGUAAUGUGCCCAGCAGAUCAUCAGUCAGAGACCAAGAUCCUGGGCAGCCUCUGAAGCGAGAUGCUGCUCGUGCUUCUAUGAGAGCAGAAUCUGCAUCUGCAUCAUUCCAGAGGGGCACACUUGCACGAACUUCUGUUCGAGGUCCAAGAUCUUCACUGUCUGUGUCCAACAGUUCAUCAACAAACUCCAUCGUUGCCCCUGCAAGCCCUGGGAGGUCCAGAAUGGGAUCAAGCUCUAGCAUGUCAUCUUUAGCCAGCAGCACAUCCAAUAUAACUGUAGGCCAUUCAGGUGGUUCUGAGACUACCAACAGGAGACUAGCAUCCACCUCAAGCAUGGGAGCACCCAUCUAUCGCCCUACCACCCCUUCAUUUCGCUCAAAGACUCCUACACCUCAAACAUCAGCCUUCAAAAAGCCACUGAUUAUAGUAUCACAAACUAGAACAUCAACAAAACCACCUCAGAAAAGUAAUGAUCCUUCAAGAACCCAAAAAGGUAAUGAUUCUUCAAGAAAUCAGAAAAGUAAUGAUUCCUCAAGAACUCAGACUGUCAGAGCAUCAUCUGGACGUACCUCAUUAGGCAGCACACCAACACUGAACACUGAUGGCAGACGCAGUGUAAUACCCUUUUCAAAUGACAACAGUAGGAGCUCAACACCAUCAUUGGUAGAUCGACCACACAGUACAACCCCGUUGAUGUCUGAAAACAAGUCAUCAAGAAGAUCUUCGUUUAUGGCCCCAACAGCUUCAUCUCGAGCUAAAUUAGAUGAACUUUCAUCAGCAGUUCCAUCACGGACACAAUCAUUGACUAGCAUAGUAAGCAACUCAUCAAUUACCCGCCAGGGAAGCCUGCGAGGGCUCAACAAAUCCUCCACUAAAACUAGUGGCAGGCAAUCCCCAGCUAGCACAUUAUUAUCUCCCCAUGGAAAGCCUGACCACUAUCAGUCGUUAUCAACUGUAGCUGAACAGACUGGAGAUGAGGAUAAGGAAGAUGUCUCCAUCAAAAGAUCUCCAUCCAUCAUGAAAAAAUUGAUAGGAAGAGCAAAAGGUUCUUACCCUGUGUCAAAAACAGCAGCAAAAACAGCAGUGGCAGCAGUAAAGAAAUAA
Molecule: messenger RNA, 5301 nt
Organism: Candidula unifasciata
Lineage: Eukaryota; Metazoa; Mollusca; Gastropoda; Stylommatophora; Geomitridae
Source: the annotation of a GenBank genome assembly